Molecule: messenger RNA, 7372 nt
Organism: Acanthoscelides obtectus
Lineage: Eukaryota; Metazoa; Arthropoda; Insecta; Coleoptera; Chrysomelidae
Source: the annotation of a GenBank genome assembly
AUGGAAGCGGAGAUUGAUGAAGAUUGCAUGGACGAAGAGUCCAAAGGAUCGUCAUUGGAGGAAGACGGCGGCGUAGUUGUCAAUCAGACGACGGCGCAGGUUGUUCAGCAACCGAGGAUUGUUGUGCAGCAGCAAACGCCUAUAAUGCAAACCACCACAGUAGCUGCUGUGCACCAUUCUGUUGGGGGUAUUGUGACCGAGACGAAACCUGAGCAGAUUCCUGCAACAAAAGGCAUUGCAAAACUUGUAGUCGCCAAUCAUCCUUCAGUAACAUCAUGUGGUUUGGGCCUACAAAAGGUAGUGAACCCUCCCUUGAUCACCGUUCUCAACCCUACUGGACCUCUAACCGUCGUCAAGUCUCUUUGCGUCACAUCUGGAGUGUCUAGUGCUCCACAAUUCACGCUUGUUAACUCUGUCACAAAUGCUGCUAUGGGAAAAUCACCAACCAUCACCUUAUUAAAUGCUCCCGUUACUGUGGUUAAAGCUAUCACCACUGCUCAACCAGUAACAGAGGGAGUAGAGAAGAAUGGUGCUGAGCCGGCAAACUUGAAUAGUACCGUUACAAGUGUACCUGCUAUUAUAGAGAACCGAGGACACAACGUUUUCGUGAAGAACACCUGCUCAGAUACUUCUCCCGUUCCUGAGAUGCCUCAAAGUCACAAAUUGCUGACUGCAACGAAUUUUCCACAGACUAACGUUCUGACAAGCUUGAAUACACAGCAAAAGACAGUGAAUGGUCAACGUAGCAAACUCAAGAUUCUGAGCAACGUGGUGGUACCUGGCACGUCGCAUUUGUCAAACAAUGUGAUGGUCAGUAAACCGACAACAGUAACAUCUCUGGCUGCUGGUCCAGCUCAGUCCAUAGUUCCUAUACCCGCUCCUCCACAGCCAUUACAACAACGGUACAUGCCCAGACCGAAAAUGAUUGGACCAAAUGGAGCACCGCAAGCCAAGUAUCUGAAUAAGUCGGGAUCAAACAUCAAUCCCAUAAAGAAUCCGAGCUCGCCAAAUCCUACUACCCUGAAGUUGGUUCAAGAGAGAUCUUCUACGAGAAUGGUGUAUCCAACACACAAAGGACAGAUUAAAACGAUUCCUCCAGUGAAUAACUAUAUCCAAAAGAAUCAACAGGGUAUCAAGACGCUCUCUCCUCAACACAAGGGUAUACCCGCACAGAUUCAGAGAACAGGCACGGGUCUACGUACUAUCCCUCCGCAACGACCUGCCAAAGCAGCCUCAUCCUCCACCGCAAAGCCCAACUAUAUCGGCAAGCACGCCGUGCAGGCGCAUAAAGCCUCAGGUUGUCGUCCUCAGCACGCGCCCCAUCAUCACCACCAGUCGCACAAGCUAAAGACGGUGGGCGGUCAGCAGCCGACGGGGGCGACAUCUUCAGCUGGACCGAUGCCUCUCAAUGCGUACGGUUCUCCGCCGCCUCCGGGCGAUAAACCCCACAUCGCCGAGAUGACCUUCAAUCAGGCGCUGACCGCCCAAAUCAUCGAGACGCUAAGCAGUGGAAGCGGCAGCGCUGGUGCAGGUGGGGGGAUUUCUGGCGGCGGGCCACUCAGCGGAAAUGCGCAGAAUCAUUACGAGAUCAUGCCCACCAGGUAUCAUAACGCAUUCAGCUGCCCGGAGCCGAAGCAGAUUAGUGAACUACACAAACCAAUGGAGGAUAAAAACAAAUCGGGACUUGAUGCACUGUCGCUAAUAUGCCAAGCGGUGCUGCUCGACCAUAACUACAAUGCAACUCUACCACCAGAAUCACCAACUCGCCCAUCACCUCCUGUCAACAUGACAUCCCAAGUAAACGGACUCUCUACAACUUCAGUUUAUUCAGCUGGCAAUGUUAAACGUCGACCUUUGGUCUCUUCAAACUCUUCUACCGCCAAUAUAUCAACUUUAUCUUCUAUAGCGUGUGGCGGUGGUGCUACUAACGUAAAUUUAUCAACGAAGAACCCAACCGAAAUUGACGAUGACGAUGCUGGAUCCGACAUUUCCGACGGUUCUGAUAGGAAGCAUGACACUGAAGGCGAGGAAACCGACACCGCUCCAGAGGCCGAGGCAGUCAACAAUGACAAUUUUGACGGAUAUGGGGAUUAUGUUACUAGAUGUAUAUGUGGCUAUCUACACGAUGAUGGCUACAUGGUCGAAUGCGACCGGUGCAAGGUAUGGCAGCACGUGCAGUGCGUAGUGAAGAACCGCCAAGUACCAGACGAGUACCUGUGCGAGGUGUGUGACCCUCGGAAGCCGAUCGACCGACAACGCGCGCGCACCGUUCAGCAACAGUGGCUGCGCGAACGGCACCUGAUCGUUGCUGCGCAGCAACAGCAGCAGCAAAGUGUGCUAGGGGUACACCAGCAAGGUGAAGCUAUAGGUGGCGUGGGCGGAGGCGCAGUUGGAAAGAGGAAGGAGAAGGGGGUGACUAAGGAGACUAAAACAACAGCUGCUGCGGUCAAGGAGACAGUCAGCGAUACGGAUUCUUCAGAUGCAGAGCAUCCAGUGCAUAACAACCAUCCAAGCAAAAGCCGUUUGCAAAACAAAAGGAAGGACAACAAAGAAAUCAAGAACAGUGCUAGACAAAGACGAGAAGUUGCUAAAGAAGCUGCUCAGAGACGGCAGAAGCGCAAAGACAGGAAAAUCGUCCGGAAAAAGGUGUGCAAGACCAAAGCGCAGGCGAAAUCGCAUUCGGACGACGAGAAUCAAGAUACAUGGAGUUCUCAACUGCCACAGCUCCGUCAAUGGAUAGAGAAGUACGAAGAGGCAGUCACGAACCAUUAUUCUCCUGAACUAAGGGCGCGUAUAUCCAGCUUACGUGUGAAUGGCGCUCAUCAGGAACUAACCCAGGUUUUUGACCCCACGGUGCACAAGUGCCGAGUGCACGCUCAACCACCGAGUGAAGUUAGGUACUUGGUAGCAACAGCACACUUACCGCCUGAUACGCCAGUCAUCGAACUGCGAGGAAAGUACAUGUUGUCCACUCAACAUCGUAACGCCGGCGGCUCACUCAACACCAGGCAACAUUCGCAGCGUCCAGGACCGUUCCUAUUCUUCUACAGGUUGAGCAAGGAUAACACUGAGGUGUGUGUUGAUACCAGGACCUAUGGCAACAGCGCAAGGUUUAUCAGGCGAUCAUGCAAGCCGAACGCCGAACUAAGGCAUUGCAUUGACAAGGGCGUGCUCCAUUUGUACAUAGUAUCAACGGAGAUAGUUGAGAAGAAUUGUGAGCUGACUAUCAAGCAUGAAUCUCAUGACCUUGCCGCGAUCGGCACCUCACAGAUACCGUGUGCGUGCGGAAAUGCAGAAGAGUGCACGGUGAACAAAGGAACUGUCAAGAAGAAUGGAGAAGUGACAGAGGUGCAUAGCAGAAAGCGAAGAGGCAGACGAACGGUAUCUUCUAAUAACGCGCACGAACCGGAAACGGCGAAGCAGCUGAAACAGGAGCCGCCGCCAACCCCAUCGCCGUCCGCCCCCGCUGUUGCUUCAAAGCCCCGGACACCUUCACCUGUCAAGCUGGUUAAGCAAGAAAUAGUCGAUCCACCACCACCGGCUGUCACUGUCAAACAUGAACCUACUGUGGAUACUAAGCGAGAGGAGAGGGAAGACAGCGAGAUUGAGGUGAAAAAGGAGGAAGUAAAAGAAGAAAUCGAAUUCAAGCAAGAAUUGGUGGAUGCAUCACCUGCGCCGCCAGUAGAAUUUAAGAAGGAAGCUGAAGUCGCUGAUGUGCCAGAAGUGAAGAAAGAAAAGGCAAAAGAAGAAGUGAAAAGCCCGCUUCCACCCCCUAUCACUACCAGACGAUCGUCCCAGUACAAAUCUGACAAGGAAGACGAAAAGUCCGAUACCAAGGAGGAAAAAAUGAAAUCAAAGAAGUUGAGCCGCGAGGAACGAAAAUUGGAGGCAAUUUUGAGGGCUAUCGAACAAAUGGAAAAGGCGGAAUCCAGAAAACAAGAACAUAAGGAGAAGCAAGCUCAUCGAAGGGAAUCCGAGCCCGGUCCGACAACACCAAAAGAAGAAGACAAACAGCAAGAGGGACCGAAGGCUAAACGAAGAAGAAGAAAGGGCCGAGCGAGGACUGUGAGCCAAUCGGCGCGUAGGAACCGACUCAAUUCCACAGAUUCGUACAUGACUUCCGGAGACGAGAACAUGCUGUCGCCUAACGAUGACCACCAACAGCCAGAAAAGCCGCACAUGGAUAACCCGGAUCGAAAUGAUAAUAGAGCCGUCGGUUUGCUAUUGGCUUUAUCCAACGGUGACGUUACAAGCAAGCAUGAAAAGUCACCGCCCAGGGAGAUGGAUUCAAACUCCAAUUCGGCACAUUCGUCGCCUGAGACGCAGUUGUCAUCGGCCUGUCUUUUGGUGCAAGCUGCCGUUGAGCCUCUGGAACCCGGCUUCAAGUUUCCAAAAACCAAGAAAGGCCUAAUGAACGAGUGGCUGAACAAAACUCCUGAGCCCGUACAGUCGGCAAGCUCCAUAUCGCCGUCAUCUUUGAUGCCACAUAUCAACAACAAUUCGGACGAUGCGACCGGCUUCUACACACCAAACAAGAAUUUGGCGGCUUUGGCUCAGGCCGCCACCUACUGUGAUAACACGCCAACGAGAGGCAGUGCAAAAAAACGAUGGUUGCGACAGGCGAUCAGCGAAGAUCAUUGCGAUAGUCCUUCCAGCAGGCCAGAUUCGCCACCUAUAAGUGAUACGGUAGCGCCGCCCAAAAAAAGAAGAUUACCAAGAGAGUCAUUAUCAAAUGAUGCCUCUCCUCCAAGUACUCCAACAGAUGUCACAACUUCUGUAAAUGAUCGUCCAGAAGGUCACGUGGAGAUCGUGUAUAGCGCCGCGGACGGCGAUAGCCCCACGCAGACACUGGAGUCCGACGCUGUGCUGAAAGAACGUGCAGCAAAAAUGAAACAAGAGUUCAGCAUGAUCCAGUCUCUAUCGGACACGCCUUCCUCCAUUAGGCAACCGCCCACAGGACUGGGGUGUUUGAUGGAUCCGCGUUUGACCAGGGAGGGCAGCAUGUUCUCAGGCGCGGAUCUCGUUGGUACGGUGGAGAAGACGCUUAGCAUACUGGGCUUUGAGAAUGAGAAACAGGAGCAGAAGGAUACUACGCCUAAGCGGAAAGUUAAGGUGAUGGUGUAUUGCAACAACUUCCUGAACGGUCCUGUACCACGACGAGAUCGCGCGAAGCAAUCGUUACAACUCUAAAAAUGGCACUUUGCAAACCCAGCAUAUUCCAGGUCCGCUUGGGGUAGGCUUUCUCGCUCCCAAUAAACGUUCUGCCACCCCCAAAGCAUCGAGCGAACAUGAGAAUCUGUUUUGGAUAACUUCGAGAACGCAAAAAUCCAUCAAGAACUGUUGUCGCAACAUACCAGUUGGCUAUAAAAAUCUUCGACUACGAAUGCUGCAUCUGUAUUGUUCAUGGUUCCGAAGAGCGAAAAGUAGUACUUUGACACCUCGGGGGCAUCAUGUUAUUUGUCCCCUGAGAAAAUAAUAUAAGACAACAGUUUCGCAUUGAGGUGGCGUAGCAUAACAUAUGCGCAUGUCGGAUCUAAUAACAAACCGAGAGAAGCACCUGAAAGAAAAAACUUGUGGUCAACCUGUUGAGUAUCAAUUAUAAUUAUAUCUUUGCUUGGGGAGGCUGGACGUCUUUUGAAAGCAGUAAUGCUUACUCCAGAGGGUCCUGUACUUUGCUGGUUUUGUACGGUGCCAUUUUUAAAGUUGUAAUGAUGGCUUCGCAAGAUCUUGACAUGGUACAGGACCGUUCGGGCUAUUGCAGUCACACACUGUAUAGUAGCAGCAAAAUACAAACGAACUGACACCUGGAAGUUGUCCAUAACUGAAUAUAGACAAAGAAAACAGUUGACCACCAACGAUAGAAGUGGAGAACAUGAGCAUGAACAGGAACAGGCCAGCACGGAAGAGAAUAACUCAUCAGAAUCGUUCAGACAGUCAACCACACCAAUACCACGAUCUAGGACGGGAAGUACUAGUAGCAGCACAUCACUAACGUCCAGUGACGAUGAUAUGCCCUUAUCGGAAUUACCUGUAAAAGCACCUGCAUUCAAUUCAGAACCUACUGAACUUGAACGCCAAAGAGAAAUCUCAAGUUUGAGGUUGAAAAAAGCAUUUGGAUUGCCUGUAGAUGAACGACGACCAGCCCUGAAUGUCGAGACAAUUCUAAACCUGGAACUGGAACCAAAAACGAAGCCUAUUGCGCUACCCAACCCUACGUUUCCUAUACCGGGCAGCGACAUUGUACGUGAAGUGUUGGCGCUUGGCAAAGAGGGCAUCGCCGUCACCGCAACGGCGGCGACCGCCACCCUUCCAUCUCAAAUUGCCGUGCUCCCGACGCCAUCCGUUCCGGAGCUCAUUGCACCUCCGCCGCCCCCGAAGGAGUUAACGCCGCCCCCGCCUCCGCCACCUCCGGAAGAGUUGAUGGAGGUCGACGAACGUGGCAGUGAAGAGGGUGUUCAUGGAAAGCAUCAGAACGAGGAGACGCCAACUGAAUCGGCGGAAAAUCAGGAGACAGAAGAUGGAGAAGCGUCAAACUUAUUUUAUACGCCAGAUGAAGAAGAUGGCAGGCCUGGGAAGGAGCCUAGUGUUGAAGAAACUGAGAGUAUAAGUUACGUGCCACCGUUCAACAAUCCCGUAUAUCCGAAUGACAGCUUUACUACUACAUACACGACAACCAUUGGUGAGUAUUGAGUUGAAUUCAUUGAGGAUUUUUUUUUUCAUUUUGUAUUGGGGAACAAUUUGGCACGUAUGAAGGAGUUUUGUGUGCAGUUUCAGCAAUAUUCACUUAACUCUGCUAGUAUGUGUUGCUGAAUUCUUUGGCGUAGCAAAUAUCUCUACACCAGAGUUUUACCAGUCGUCAAUUCGGUUUAUUAAAAUACCCUAUACGUAUUCCACUUAGCAUCUUCAGGGGAAGAUUAAAACUAACGUCAUAACAUAAAUAAUAGCUAAUACAUACUUAUGCGCGGCCGACUGUAGCCGUAUCACCAAAAGUUCGUAGUGCUGCUACCCGUCGGAAUUACAUGUCACGUCUAUUUUCUCGCAACAUACUUGAACAAUCUACAACCGCUGUUGGAACAGCGAAUCCAUACUUUUUGGGUAUAUCAUGAAACGCAAUUUUGCCAUUGCUCAUUGACGUAGGAUGUGAAACUAAAUAUCAAAUUUGUGUCGUAUUGUCUUCUUUUUCGUACUGCUAACUCAUGCAUCAUACAAACAUGUUGAAUUGAUAUACUCCGAUAAUUGCACCAAAACCACAGCUGUUCAAUAAAAAGAACAUCUCGCGUCGCUUGAGUUCUAAGACAGUGUAACUCAAAACUAACAACUUUAUACGAGAGCAAAAAGAACUGUGGGUCUUUGGAUUCGCUAUCGAAUGACA